GCAUGUGUCUUUUUUGAAUUAUGGUUUUCUCUGGGUAUAUGCCCAGUAGUGGGAUUAAAUUGCAACAUUUUGACAACAUGAUCCUGCUCCAUCCCAGUUUAGUGUGACUCUUCCUUUUUUUUUUUUUUUUAAAUUGGUGAAUUCAGCAUUGAAUUAAAUUCUGCAUUGUCAGGCAGAUGACCAAAACGGUUUGAAGAAGGAUUUGACUUAGCUUUGGUCCACCAUGUAUGAACCUGGAUCACUUACAUAAAAGAACCCUUUUUUCUCAGACUAGCAGAAAUUGCUGAUUAUCCUCUUGCCUCUUAAAUCCCCAAAUUGACUGCUGUGUCCCUGGGUUAUAAUAUUUGUAGAGCAUGGAGAAAAGUGAACUCGCCUUCCUGGGAAUGCCUGCAUUUGCCAAUUCAGCUUCUUUUUCUCCUCAUCCCCCAAAUCUUAGCGCUCAGUGAGGGUUGGUCAGGGACUAGGGGCAAGGAAAAGUAGAUCAGUGAGAAAGAAGCCAUUCUCAGUGAUCACUUUGUUAGAGUAUAUGAUGUUGUGCUCGGUGUAAUGUUUUGGGUUUAAUGCUGCCUUGCACAAGGAACUUACAAUCUUAUAAGAAGAUAAAAGUAGGCAGGUGCUGAUUAGAAACACUGUCUUGAGUAGCAUCCAUAAAAGGAUGACUCAUUAGGUUGGGAGGAAAUUGGGCAGCCUAUGUUGCAAUUUUGAUAAUUUAGCUUGAACUUUCACAAGAUUAUUUUUGGAUUCCUAAUAAUUUUGUUGCAGUUCCACUUAUUCAGAGAUGACUGCUGAUAAAUUUUAUUUGGAAAUGUGGAAUAUUUCCUUUGCCCAUUAGAGCAAGGGUUCUUGACUGUUUUGCUCAUGGCGGUACCUCCAGCACCUAGACCAGUGCCCUGGCACGCUGUGGGCAUUCAAUAGGUGUGGAAUGAAUGAAUGAAUGAAUAAGUACACUUAUGCCAUGUACUCUUUCUGUAGAGCUGCAGGUGUCACCUAACUCUCUCUUGUUAGGUAGGUUCAGACCAGAGUUGCCCAGGAGGGGCUGAGGAUGCCCCUUCCUCCAGUUUGAUUGUCAAAAUUAAUAAUGCUGCAUGUGUUUUGGGAUGGUCGGCGGUUGCCAGGGAACUGAGGAAAUGAAAGGAGGGCGUUGGAAGCAGCCUCUUCUUUCUUGUGCCUCGAUGUCCAGGCCUGCCUGUCUGGCAGUUCGGCCUGUAUGUGAAGGUAGCAGCAAGGCAUGGGAUAGACUGGAUGACCGUGUCUUGAGAAUACAUAUUUGCUGAAGAAUGGCUCCCUAGUCCCCAAACACCUGCAGCAGCAGAAGCCACUUCACCCCUCUUCCCUUCUGCAAAGCAAUGAGGCUGUGAGUCAUUUUUCUGUGAGCCUCCAGGAAAUGGCCCAGCUGGCUUGGCUCAUUCAUUUCCUUGUCAGGAAAGUCGAUGUGACCUUGACCGUCAGUAGACCUGCAGCAAGCACAUUUUGUGUCUGGCUGGAUUCACUAAGUACUUUUGGCAACUCACCUUGCUGUAAGUGUUAUGUACUGCUAAUUUAUUGUCCUAGGUGGAGGUGAAAGAUACUAAUUUGCAAGAAUCAUUUCUGACUUACCUGGGUCUGCUCAGCACAGUGCCAGUCCCAUGGGGGCCUUUGAUAAGUAUCACUGAAAGAAAAUUGUUGCAGAAAGUAAAAAGAAAGGAGAUAUACUUGCUUUGAGUGACAGAAAUAUAAUUAUUAGAAAGUAACUUUGGGUUCAUAAAGUUCCUCUGAAGAUUGUUCUCCUUGAGAGUCAUUUCUGCAAGUCCACAUCCAAACACGGACCUUAGCUAGUGUUGUCCUUGGUGGAGGAUUCAGGACUGGAGGGAGCGCCUGUGACCUGCUGUUGAGGGAACAGUGGCCAGACGAGAGUUGGCUUAUACCACUGACUGGGAGAAGUCAGAUGAGGACGCCAACCUUAUAGAGAGCCGUUUUCUCCAUAAACUGAGCUUAGAGAAGAAAGCCUGACAAACCUAAGGUGGUGAACUUUUCAGAAGCAAGAGUUGGUUUAAAUAUAGAUGAUCUGCUUCACUGGCAACUUGGAGGCAGCCGUGGGACUUGUUGUACCUUUUGUAAGACAAGUGAGGAAAGAUGUUGGCACCUGUACACACAGUUUGUUUAUGAAAUAUAAACUCUCCUGUCAAAGCGAGGGCUUGAGAGGUCAGCGCCCAAGGUAGCAGGUCCUGCCUUCGCUGGGGGAGGGGUGCCUCUCCAACCUGUCUCUGUGAAUUGCAUCCAUCCCUAGAGAAAGUUGAAACAACCAGGCCAGAGUGCACUUUUAUUGAGCACCAGCUCUGGCAGGGGUGGGGGGAGGAAAAGUUUCUGUGAAACUGACAGCCCCUGGCCUCCUUUUCUUUCCCAAGGAGGAGAAACAAGACCUUGGGAGCUAUUAGAAUCCAGUCAUUAUUCAGAGAAGUGUAGCUCUGUUCAGCCUUAGAGCCUUGAUUUAUGUACAGCCCAGCCUGCUCAGAGCCGAUGGGAGCGGGCAGCGGGCAGCAGCCCCCAUCCUCCUCCUGCUGUGGGCUCCAGCCCUAGGUGGGUCCAGGGCAGGCCUUCAUAGGUUUGCAGCACAUCCUUCUCAGUAUUCCACAGCAGCAGCUGUCUGGAGUUUUUUCUGCCGUGCCUGAACUGAUGUCAUUUCCCCCUUGGCAGACAGCUUCAGCUUUGCUGCGUCUGAGAUAUGUCACGAGAAAGUGGGGGUGGGUCGGAGCCAGGCGGGGGGGUGGGAGGCUGGUGGGGGGAAGCAGUGAGGAGAGCAGGAGGCAGAGUGCCUGCUUGGUCCCAGGAGUCUGUUUACUUUCUCUUCUUUGCUAAGGAAGGCCGGUUAACCGGGACUGCUGAGUACCAGGCCCACCAGGGAAAAUUUUGCUCAUUCCAAGACCGUAACUUUUAAAAAGCCCUUUUUUCCCAACGUUAGUGUGGACGAUGCUCUUGCAGGAUGCCUUUCCUUUUGGGUCUUAGACAGGAUAAGGAAACCUGCGUGGGUACCAACAAUCAAAGCUACAUCUGUGACACAGGACACUGCUGUGGACAGUCUCAGUGCUGCAACUACUACUAUGAACUCUGGUGGUUCUGGCUUGUGUGGACCAUCAUCAUUAUCCUGAGUUGCUGCUGCGUGUGCCACCACCGCCGAGCCAAGCACCGCCUUCAGGCCCAACAGCGGCAACAUGAAAUCAACCUGAUCGCCUACCGGGAAGCCCACAAUUACUCAGCGCUGCCAUUUUAUUUCAGGUUUUUGCCAAACUAUUUACUACCUCCUUAUGAGGAAGUGGUGAACCGACCUCCAACUCCUCCCCCACCAUACAGUGCCUUCCAGCUCCAGCAGCAGCUGCCUGCACAGUGUGGCCCUACAGGCGGCAGCCCCCCGGGCGCCGACCCCACCAGGGGCUCCCAGGGGGCUCAGAGCAGCCCCUUGUCCGGGCCCAGCAGAAGCAGCACGCGACCCCCGAGCAUCGCUGACCCUGAGCCCUCCGACGUGCCAGCAGACCCAGCAGCCACCAAAGCCCCCGGGAUGGAGCCCAGCGGCUCUGUGGCCGGCCUGGGGGAGGUGGACCCUGGGGCCUUCCUGGACAAGGAUUCCGAAUGUAAGGAGGAGCUGCUGAAAGAGUACAGCUCCGAGCAGGGCGGCGCCCUCCCUGACAGCAAAGACAAGACGCCCGGCAGACGUCGCCGCUUCACAGGUGACUCGGGCAUCGAGGUGUGUGUGUGCAACCGGGGCCACCAUGAUGACGACCUCAAAGAGUUCAACGCGCUCAUCGACGAUGCUCUGGACGGGACCCUGGACUUCUGCGACAGCUGCCACGUGCGGCCCCCUGGCGACGAGGAGGAAGGGCUCUGCCAGCCCUCCGAGGAGCAGGCCCGGGAGCCCGGGCACCCUCACCUGCCGCGGCUGCCUGCCUGCCUGCUGCUGAACACCAUCAACGAGCAGGACUCCCCAAAUUCCCAGAGCAGCAGCUCCCCAAGCUAGAGCAGGCCCUGCCUGCGCCCGAGAACUUGGCGACGCAACCAGGGUAGGGGAGAACCAUGAGAGAAGCAUUAAGUGACUGUGUUCCUUUUUUUUUCCCCUCUGCUCCUGCGUUUUCCUGCAUCUCCAGGUACAGUUUGGGGUGUGGGUGCCUCGCCUCCCAUAGAUACAGUGUCACGGAGGGCUGAGAAGUUGUCCUGUGACUCAUUCCUCAUACCCCACCCCGUCCCCCUUUAUCUCUUUUCAAGUCACGUGUCACUACCUGCUUGGGUCAGAGAGAUGUGCGUUUCAGAAGCCCCCAAGGAGGGGAUGAGACUGUGCCCUGAGGUGACUCUUGGUGAUGGAGUGGAUUCAUGUUCUGGUGUGAGUUGAUGAGAACCUUGCUGCUUCUCAGUCUGAGACAGGUGGCAGGUCUCAGCCCUGGAUGAAGCCCCAGUGGUCCGGGGAUUGUCACCCCUCGCUGCCAGCGUCUCCGGAGCCGGAAUUGGGCUCCUCCUGUGGGAAGAUGAGAGCUGACCAGCGGUUGCGUGGCGGGUUGGUAAAGGGCUUGUGCUCUCAAAUUCCAGGUGACAAGAUCGAGGUGGCACGAUGCAUCCGGGAGGGGCCCCUUCCCAGCAGGUCCUGGCUGGCCGCAGACUGGUUCAAGUGUGGAAGAUUAUACCUGCCUUCUCUUUGGUUUUUUUCUUUAAAGAAAAAAAACAACAACAGAAGUGAGCUGAAAAUAAGAACUUGACCAGUGGGCAGGCAAGAAUUCUGUUUUGGAAAAGGAAAAUUUGUGGCUUUUUCCCAACUUGGCCUUCAAAGAGUCCUGGCUGCAGUUGAGCCAGAAGGAGAUGUUUUGUGUGCAGGCUUGGGUGGGGGCUAUCUCUGGAACUUCUGCGGGUGAGCAGAAGGCCCUGCGCUGUGGCAGUGGAUAGAGGUGCAGCUUUCCGCAUCUCUGCCCUUUUGAUCUGUGCCCACAGGUGAUCAGUACCCUCCCCCAUCCCAAGUACACGUCUGCCGGCCUUCACGUCUCACUGUUCUCUAUGAACAAAUGAGGAGGCUGUGGGACCUGAGAAAGGGCGGUCCCACAGCCUGACUCUCACACAGUAUUUUCUCUUGAUUCUAAGUUGUUUUGUUUAUUUGUUUGUUUUUUCAAACUGACCAUUUGGAAAAAAUGCCUUGGUUAUCUGUGGUUUUCGUGCCCUUUCCCUGCUCCGCCCCGCCUUGAGUGGGGUAACUAAUUUUUGUAGCCUAUGUCAAGUGUCUAAGUGGCCCAGGUAGGAGGGCGAAGGCAGCCAUCCUGAAGGACCACAGGAUCCUUAUUAUUGUAGUUUGGCUUCAAAAACCAGUUGAGCUUUGAUAGGAAUAAUCUGAAUGGAGAAAGCAAACUGCUGAAACUAACAUUCCCUGUCCAGCCCUGUUCAUAUGAAGAGUUUGGUUCUUCCCCCACUCUUGAACGAUGACAUUCAGGCUAGGCAUUGAUGUUAUGGUAAGAAAGGAAGGUAUAUAUAUGUAUAUAUAUGAAUACACACAUAUAUAUGUGUAUGUGUGUAUAUAUGUAUAUAUAUACACACACACACACAAAAUAGACAAACCCAAGGCUGUGAGGUGAACGAGUGUCUGAGUUUGGAGUCCACAAAACCAAAAUCCAUGUUGAACAAAGUGCAGUCCGUAUACAUUGACUUUUUGGAUAACCUGUGUGUGUCUGUCCGUUGUGUGUGAGCCCCCAGCCCUGUUUUCCUAUGAAUACACUUUGAACGGCAGCCACUCUGCUCACGUGACCCACACGUUUGGAGCAGGUGCAGCCCUCUCAAGGUAAUUUAUUUUACGCAUUUACUGUUUACUGAGCAGAUGUCUGACUGUGCGCUUGGGCGUACUCAGCGGCGCUGUCGGCGGCAGUCCCCACGUUUGCCAGAGACGCUGUGCUCCAAGUAGAGGUUUUACUCUACCCAUCACUGCAAUUUGCACAUUGCUCCGUGGACACUCAGAGGCCUGUGUUCUGCUCCCUGUAAACGGAAACGUGCUCUGAGCCUGUCUGCCUCCCUCGGCUGCUCCUGGCCCUCGGCCUCAGCCCCCGGGGGUGUCCACAACCAAUCGGGACAGAAGGCCAGGGUGGAACCUCAGACAGAAGCUGGACUGGAUCUUCAGUGUCAAGCUCGGACUGGCUGUGGCCCAGACGUCAGCCCUGCCCAGAAUUGCCAGGAGGGUUUGGCGGCCACCACAGUGCCAUAGGGCUUACCUCCCUGUGCUGAGGUCCAGCACGUGGCCGAUGUGUGGCGAGAGUGGGCAGAAGUGUGCCACAGCCCUCAGAUGCCUUUCCUGCCACCUUUUGGUUUUUGUUUUUUGUUUUUGUCUCAAACAACUCACUGAAGUGUCUCAAAGGAGAUCAAGUUUUACCAAAAUGAACCCUGCUUGAGUUAACUGGUCGAAGGGAUGGAUUCUGGCCCUCUCAGGAUUCCUUCUCCAGUCAGAGUGGGGAACUGGUCCACGUGUUUACUGCUGGGUUCACUGCAGCAUCCAACCCAAAAGGCACAAGAAGAAGAAAACGCAACGGGUGGAGCUGGGCUUGAGUCCAGCGUCACAGUCUGGCCCCUGCUACAUGAGGCUACCCUGCGUGACGUAAGGCGGAAGUAGGGAGCUGAAGGACUCGGGAGGGGGCCGGGGAGAUGUGAGGGAGCCUGGUGUUCCAGGAACGAGAAGAAAGGGGUUGGUCGAGGGUUUGGUGCUACAGUCGGAAGAUUUGCAAAUGCUAACACAUUCCCGUGUGAGGCACAUCACCUUUUGUCAGUUAUUGUGAAUAUGUGUAUUUUAAGCAAUAAGAUUCAGCUGGUCAGACUUUUCUGGGCAGUCUCGGUGACGCAUUUCCUGUGCUGUGAUUGUUCUGAAGACGGAGUGGCUCUAACCACUGUGAGAAGCCCAAAUAAAAUCGAUCCCCGAAACUCGA
Messenger RNA from Delphinapterus leucas (beluga whale), 6911 nucleotides. Lineage: Eukaryota; Metazoa; Chordata; Mammalia; Artiodactyla; Monodontidae. The record is from RefSeq and is a predicted model, not a curated record.